CACCACGCGUUCUGAAGGCGCCCUGUUAGGGCGGUUUGGUCAGACCCCACAGGUUCCGUCGGGGCUCUGCGGUGUCAUGGCCCGGAGCCCCCGGACUGCGCCGAGCUGGGCGCUGUGGCUGCGGCUGCUCGCACUGCUGCGGCCGCCGGGGCUGGGCGAGGCGUGCAGCUGCGCCCCCGCGCACCCCCAGCAGCACGUCUGCCGCUCGGCGCUGGCCAUCCGGGCCAAAAUCUCCAGUGAGAAGGUAGUUCCUGCUAGUGCAGACCCUGCUGACACUCAAAAAAUGAUCCGGUAUGAAAUCAAACAGAUAAAGAUGUUUAAAGGGUUCGAGAAAAUCCAGGAUGUUCAGUAUAUCUACACACCUUUUGAUUCCUCUCUCUGUGGUGUGAAACUAGAAGCCAACAGCCAGAAGCAGUAUCUCUUGACUGGUCAGGUCCUCAACGACGGGAAAGUCUUCAUUCAUCUGUGCAACUACAUUGAGCCCUGGGAGAACCUGUCCUUUUUGCAGAGAGAAAGUCUGAAUCUCCACUACCAUCUAAACUGUGGCUGCCAAAUCACCACCUGCUAUACAGUGCCCUGUGCCAUCUCGGCCCCCAAUGAGUGCCUCUGGACAGACUGGCUAUUAGAACGGAAGCUAUAUGGGUACCAGGCCCAGCAUUAUGUCUGCAUGAAGCAUGUUGAUGGCACCUGCAGCUGGUACUGGGGCCGCCUGCCACUGAAGAAGGAAUUUGUUGAUGUAAUCCACCCCUAGCGGUUACCAGUGACCAUCAUAUUCCUCAAGAGUCCUGAAGACCAAGCCAGCUCUUCCCCACAGAGCACUGGCCACGACUACCUGCCUCAUCAUGGCCAGCCAGUGGGAAAUACCAAGCAGAUGGUCUGGCUAGCCUUAGGGCUGGGUGGGGCAUGUUACAGCCUGUUUCCAACACUCCAGCCCAGCACCUGGCAAGGGCUAAGAGAAGAAGCAUGACUUUCCUAUUCUGCCCUUAGCCCCUCUCUCCUGUCUCCCAAACUUUUUUAGACUAGCUGGUACCUGUUACUGAGAGUUUUUAUACUGGGUUUGUUUUCCAAAGCCAGAACUAUUAUUCCCUUUUCUCCCCAGGAGAAUGUAUCUUCUUCUACCUUAACUGAUCUGAGAGGGGAGAAAUGGUGAAUAUUAUGCACAUGAGAUGGUGUAGACUUGUGAUGUACAGUACUGGAAAGCAGGCUGAUGGUACCAUGAACAGGCUGAUUUGGAAUGAAAAGAACAAGAUACUGUGGCUGUGUAUCCCCUACUCCUAUCUUAGUUCCUCCUAUGCACUUUCACCUGUUUAGGGGAGUAACCUGCAUGGGCGUGGGGUCACUCAGCCUGAGAUCUGCAAUGGCCUAACCUCCCUCCACAUGUUGUAAUACCCUCUCUACCAUUCCUGGCAGAGGGUCUGGCCCAGUUAGCACACCUCUUUAGGAAAGAAUAGACUUGGUGUUGUCUCUCCAGCUUAACUAUACUUAAUGCCUUCAACUGGUGUCCAUAGACUUCUGUCCUGUUUCCUUUUGAAAGCUCUUCUCUACUAGAUUACUAAUGUCUUCAUUCAUACUUAAGAACAUUUUUUAAAGCCAAAAAAAGUCUUUCUCUUGUAAGGAUGAAAUUCCCCUUGAGCUUUUGAGACCUCAGAGAGCGAUCAGGAGGUCCUCUCUUGAAGGCAAAUUUCAGGAUAGAGGACAGGAGAGAAGUAACACAAGGAUCCUUGGGGGAAAAGGACGGCAGAUGGGGAGUAUACUUUGCAACUGUUGCUCUAUUUUCAGUGGUCAGCCCUGCUGGAUGUUAUAGUGAGAAAAUCCAGCUUGUUCCCCAUCCUCUCUUUAGCUCAGUCUCCUCUCCACUGUGUCUUGGACUCCCUGAGAACAUCCAGCACAGACUUCUUAGGGUUCCUCAGCCUCUGGAAGGUUUCCUGGCUUGCCCUAAAAGGGAAAGCCCUACUCUUGAUCUCAAGAAUUUAUUAAGGACAUGGGCUUAAAAUUCCAUAGCCUCUCCCUGAGGAGGCUUUGGCAAACACGAAGGAAGUAAGUACUUUUAAAGGCCUAAGGUUGUUAUUCAUGUUCUAUGUGUGGUUUUCUGAUAAGCAGGGCCAUGCACAACAUGCCAGAAGGUUCCUGAUUCACAGAAAUGGUGCAAACAGACAUUCCUUUUGGAGAAGGGAGUAGGAGGGGGAACAACCAUGAUCUCUGUCCUAGAGUAUAACACUUGGAAUACUAUAGCAAAGAGUCUCUCCACUGGUGAGUUAAGCAGGAUCACCAACUGACCAUGCAGGCUGGGGCAGAGGAUGUGGGGACAGAAGGGAAGAAGGUGGUUAUGCUCAAAGUCACUAUGGAGGAAAAUCAUUAGCAAUAGUCCAACCAAUCAUGCCAUCUCUCUGCUCCUUUUGACAUCCUAGGAUGGCCUCAGAGAAGGCAUAGUGUUAACUUAGACUUAUCACAAUCUAGAGGAAGCCAAGGGGAUGGAAGGGCUGGUGAAUAAUAACAGGAGCAACACCUUACAUCUGAGGGGCACUUCACACCUUUCCAGAAGGCUAUUACUUAAAGAAUCUCACUUAAAUUUUGUAAGUACCAUAUUAGAUUUCCUGGUCAGGAAUAAUUAUGCCCAUUUGGCUUUUGGAUUAGGAGACUGACAUGCAGUGAGGAAAUGUAACUUGUCCAGUGACAGGUUACUGGCAGGGCCAAGACUAGAACCCAAAGCAGUAGGAUCUUCUUGUUGAUCCAUAGGUUUCUUACUUUAUCAGCUUGAUAAGCUGCCCUAGUUUCAGCUCUUCCCUACUCUGUCUCCAGAUUUUGGAGACAACAGGCUAGAAGCUAAAAUCCAGCCCCUCUGGCCCUAUAGAGCAGGUCCGUAAUUCAACCUCAAUGGAGUCUCUGGGGUUAAGACACUGAAGCCCUCCUCAGAGCCCCCUAGACACCAUGUGGCUAAGAUCAGAGUGGAAACAAUACAGAGAUUAAAAUCCCUGCUAAAUCACUUACCAUCUCUUUGUGGUUGGGGUAGUAUGUCUGAUCAAUAAGUGGGAACUUUUCUCCUCCCAAUGUCUUGUAGAUGGCCACCAGCUGGGCAAACUGCAAGAGAGGAACAAACAUUUCAGCUUAUCUAAACAAUUUUGAAACAGAAUUGUUCCAGACAAAACAUCAGUCUAUCAAAUAAAUAUUUAUUGAGUAUUUUCUCUGUUAAGAGCUUUGUGCAAAGCAUUCUGAGGAUAUAAGAGAGUGUACAAUUCCUAUUCUCAAGAAACCUGUGCUUCAGCUAGGGAAGGGGGAGAGAGUAAGCUAAUAUUCAUUCAGUACCUAUUCAAUUUUAAUGAUAUUGCAUUCAAUCCUCUUAUCAAAUUGAUGAACUAGGUGAUUACCAUCUUUAUUUUGCAUAUGACACUCAGAGAAGGAAGGAAAAGUUACCUAAAGUCACAGAGCUGCAGAGAGGUGAAGCCAGGAUUGAAAUUUGGGUCUCUAACUCUAAACUCUUCAUCUCUACAGAUGGCAAGUGGUGAAGCUGGAUAAGUAAGGUGGGGCCAAGUCUUGGAAGUUCAAAUGCUAGGAAAGGAAUGGUAGCUUUUCCCUGUAGGCAGUAUGGAGUCAUUAGAGUUUGAGCAGGAGUUUCACAAAUAAAGUUAUUCUUCAGGAA
Manis javanica (Malayan pangolin) is the source of this 3637-nucleotide messenger RNA. RefSeq names its product TIMP metallopeptidase inhibitor 4 (gene TIMP4). The record is from RefSeq and is a predicted model, not a curated record. Gene Ontology annotation, molecular function: protease binding; metalloendopeptidase inhibitor activity. Gene Ontology annotation, biological process: negative regulation of membrane protein ectodomain proteolysis; response to cytokine; negative regulation of endopeptidase activity. Gene Ontology annotation, cellular component: extracellular matrix. NCBI's taxonomy places the organism in Eukaryota, Metazoa, Chordata, Mammalia, Pholidota, Manidae.